This is a messenger RNA of Rotaria socialis, 2865 nucleotides long. Lineage: Eukaryota; Metazoa; Rotifera; Eurotatoria; Philodinida; Philodinidae. The record is from the annotation of a GenBank genome assembly.
AUGAAAGCUUCUCACUCAAUCGUCGGUCUUCCACUACAUUCAGAUGUGAUUCGGUAUACAAUAGAUAUAAGUAACAGUGAUGUUGUACGUGAAAAAGGUAUAGCUAGUAAUCUUCGCCAAUUAAAACUCAACGCGGAUGCUAGAUUACAUCCAACAGCGUGUAUUGCUCUUGAUUCUAUCCGAAACUUAGAAUCGGUUCAGUGCGCAUAUGAAGGGCAACAACUUCUGCUACUUACAUUUGACUCGGAAGCCAAUGCUAACCUCAUAUUUAACAAAUGGAAUAUAUCAGGUGCUGAAUAUGUCAAUGGUGGUCCAGAAUGGGGUUGUCUCAAUUUAACAACACAACAACCGGCAGUAAUUUUCGAACGAAUCUCAAACUUUCGGUUGAAAGAUAAAUAUAUUUUCAUAGAAACUUUCAAACAUGCUAGCAAUAGUCCAUUUCUAUGCUUCGCCAAUAUCUCGAUGCACUUAGUAUUAGAACAUGGUAGUAUGAUAACGUCACCCCCGCCACCGUCGUCACACUCACCAUCAAAACGACAGGUAGAAGUUCCUACUCCCAGGAGUACAUGUAUAUUUUGUUCGUGGAGUCUUCGUCCGCUAAACCCUAGUGGAGGUCAACUGUUUCUUCCGGGACAAACGGUAACUGUGAGUUGGUCCUAUUCGAAUAUUGAUGAUACUACUAAGUUGAAAAUCACCCUUUACAGAAAGCAGCUUCUAGUAGAUGCUUCAAUAAGCACCAUAACUACUCAAAUCAAUACUGUCCAAUCAUCCUUCGUUAUCCCUGCUAAUUUAGCAACAUCGCCGUAUGAUCAGUAUUACUUUCAAUUUGGCUUUUCCAGUUUAUUGAUAUCUCAUCAGAACACGAGCGCAACAUUCUAUAUUCCGACACAACCAUCAAUCAUUCCAGGAACAACACCCGCUAUUAACAAUGUGUUUUAUCCUGGUGAUAUAGUUCCAUUAUCAUGGCAAAGUGUAAAAUUUCCAGCGGCAUCACAAGUUACUGUAUAUUUCAAAAGAGCUCGCCCGAUAAUACCAGAUGUUACAUUAGCUACCUUUACAGUAUUGGCUAUUGCAAAUUCGUAUAACUACACGAUUCAAUCGACGUUAGAUAAUGCAGCUAAUGAUAAAUAUUACUACUUCGAGUUUAACUAUUGCACUUCGUUGUUCUCGUUGAACUGCAUAAAGACUACAAAUAAUUUUUUUGUAAUAACUCGGCCGCAUGUAAUUCCAACAUUUCCACUUGCUGGUGCUUCGUUCUCACCAUCCCAAUCAGUGACACUCACGUGGACUAGUGCCAACUUUGUAGGCAUCAAUAAUGUACUCACGAUCACACUUCGGCAUUAUAAUUAUUUAUUACCCGACAGUGAUACCGAUACGUUUACAUGUACCGUUCAGUCAAGCGGCUCGUGUUCACGAACGUUGCCAGCUACUGGAAUAUCUCUCGCUGGUUAUUAUUUUGAGUUUAAUUGGUGUCAGCAUUGGUACUCGACGGGUUGUACAGCGCACAGUAAUAAGUUUACCAUUUCAGCCCACGCCGUUGGGUCAUGGAACUAUGAUGCACAACAUGGUCAAGCAUUGGCACCGAAAGCACUUCAUUUCUCUUCAUGUCCUAGUUUGUGUCCUACACGUAACAUUGCAUUGGCAUACCUUUGCAACAUUUGCGCUAAUAGACUACUCCUGGAAAUGCAAGUUAAUUGCACAAACUGUUGGGCUACCUUUGAUUACAGCCUUGUUGAAAUGGAUAUCUUACACACAGGUAAUUCCACAUCAUUAGACAAAAUAGCAGUGCGCAUGAAUUCAAGCGUUUCAGUGAAUCUUGAUUUUAUUCUUCGGGUCAAUUUUCAACUUGGUAUUCUGGGCCUGUAUGAUAUAACACCCAUACCUAUUGGACCAUCAAUUAUGAUUCCCCUUGGAUUCACUACAAUUACCUUAGGAUUUUUCUUUGCUCCGUCAAUAUUAUGGAACAUCACAGUUGACGGAAUCGGAAACCUAACUGCUGGUAUCAAUUAUCAGUGGCAAUCGAAUUUGGCGUUUGUCAGCACUCCUGGUAAUACGAGUUAUCAGUAUGAGCAUAGUUUAUCACGGAAUAUGCAUCCAACCCAGGGAAAUAUUCAAGGAGAUCUUGAUGUUGAUCUUGCUUUUCGGCCCGCAAUAGAGUUUAGUAUCGGCUUGUUUGUAAUUGCAUUAGGCACUGAAGGUUACAUUGCAUUUGAAUCUGCAUGGAGAUAUCCGCCUUUCUCUGCUCUUUCAACAACGACCUUCGAUUGGGAUCCCAGAGAAAUAGCACCUUUUCAUCUUUCAUUUCCAACAAAUGCAUGCCUAACUACUCAUUAUAUUCAAUAUCAUACGAAUUAUGGUAUUCGCAAUACCGAUAUAUCCAUCACCUUUGAUAUACUUGACGCCCGCGUCAAAGCUUUUACCGGUUUAGAAUUAUCAUUAAAAACACAGUCUUUUUUCGAUAUUGGGCCCUAUGAAUUAACUUCUGGUUGUAUGUAUCCAGUUUAUCCGAAUACUAACCCAUCACAAACAAUAUAUUUAGUUCUCAACAGACAAUUCAAUUCGAUAAAUGACACAAAUAACAGAUAUUUAUCAAGUGUAGUAGUUACUGAUUUAGCUAAUGCGCUUAACAUAUCACAAAUACGAAUUUACUAUAACAGUACAUUCAGUGUUCAACAAAAUCAGAUGACAGGCAUAAUGAUCGCACUUUUACCGUCGAAUUCUGUCUCCACUAGUGAACCCACCGUCGCAAUAACGGUAAAACUAUUUCAAGACGAAAUUAAAAAGUUAAAUUCACUUCUCUAUUCUGGUAUUGUAACAAAAUUAGUUAAUCCUUUCCAAACAAACAUUAUGAAUCACUUCAAUUGA